AUGAAGUACCGAAAUAUGGCCGGCGCGUUUGUCUUUCGGUAUCUUUUGGUGGGUUGCCUGCUUCUGGCAGAGCAGUGCUGUCAGGGUGCCAGUGUGGAGGAGAGAAGUACGGUGGUGGGUGAGUUUAUGGAGCUGAGCGAGUAUGGUUCGUUUAGUCCGGAGGACCUUUGCCAGAGUCUUUGUGGGGAGUGUAGUUGCCGAGGGACGCUGGUGAACGAAAAUCUGUGUCAGUGCAGCUGUGACUUUUCGCCAGAUAGUGAAGGAGGGAAAAAUUGCACCUCACAAGUGCAGCGGCUAUGCGAGCAGAUGGAUGUGCAAUGUGACUUUAGCGGACCGGAGGAAGACUACGUUCGUGAACCGCGUGGAUGCCAUUCGAUGUCAUGCUACGAGAAGCAUCACGAACACGAUGCAGGAGAAUAUGGUGGAUAUCACGAUGGUGAUGGAUACGGAUAUGAUGAUGAGGGACACGGACACGGAGCAAAACAACUAAUAUGCUGCAAGGACAAAAAGCACAAAGAGAAGAAACAUAAGCACAAAAAGCACAAAAAGUUCCACGACAAACAUAUGAAGUUCCACGUUGUGAUUAAAGGAAAGAUUCCGGAAACAUCGUGUCACGGGGGUCACGAAGGUGAAGAGCAUUAUGGAGGUUACGAUGAGCAUGAGGGAUAUCGGGCGGCAAGGCCGAUAAAUCCUGCUCACCCACCUAUGGAUGUAACUGUGUGGACGAAUCGUCAAAAACUUGGCAAAAAGCAUCCCUUCCGAAGACCUUUCCAGCAACAUCAUCAGCCGCAUCCACCACACUAUGUACCUUCAUAUCCACCUCCGUACCCGGCAGAAGCGAGAGGAAAAUCAGCUGAACCACCUUCCGCGGGACCAAGGCCGGAGCCAAUGCCAGAACCGAUGCAACCUCCACGAGAUUCUCGGCCACCAUCUCCCCCACAGCCACCUCCAUCACCACCAUCACCACCAGCAUCAGAACCGGAAUCGCCACCAGUGACGCCCUUCCCGGAACGUCCUUUAACUCCUCCACCUAAUCUGUACGAUGGAGCUCCGGUGGGUCCGAAAAAACCUCCACAGGAACCAACUAAGGCUCACAAAUUUUCACCACCAUCACCUCCAUCCCUUCCUCCACCACCACCACCACCACCACCACCACCACCAUCUUCCUUUUCACGGCCAUCACCACCCAUGAUCACCGUGGAUCCUCCCCCGAGACGCAUCGAAUCAUCCAGAAGCUACUCCAAACCGAGCAGCUACUCAAGUUGUCAGUUUGAUAGCUACGAUUUCAACUAUUAUCAUCCUCCACCAAGCUAUCAUCAACCUGCACCACCACCACCUUCUCCUCCUGCACCGCCCUCAUCCUACCGAUCGUACUACUCUUCAUCGUACGAUCCAUCCUAUCCGUCCAGUCACGAUCAUCCUCAUGCACAAUACGAAAACUCGAAACAUUAUCUCGCUUACGAUGAGCCUGUUGACUAUAGCACCUAUGAUGACAGUCCCGGUGAUAGCCGGGAAUACUAUCCCGACAGUCACGGUGUGCAUCCGCUGUCGGACAACGAAAUAGAGGACUGGCCCGAAUUUCCACCGCGCGAUCCGUCCGAUAUAUUCACCUACAAUCAGAUUGUUUCGCGACAGAUUAUCGAGGCCGAUACGGCCCGACGGUACAUGGCCAAACCGUUCCAGCCAACACCGCGCCCACUGCGGGAUGAGUUUGAACCACCGGCGGCAGAAGUAGGUCCGGUACUGUACGAAUCGUUUGAUUCGCCCGAGAAGAGUUACGAUAUGUAUCCAGGACUAACACCACCGCCGGAUGCAUUCAUUCCACCUGUGCCACCACCAGCCAUACCGGUCGAAUUUCCGCAGGCCGAACAUGAACCGGCAAUGUUUGCUCAGAAUUCGGAAGAAGCGCUUUACCCACAACCAACACCACCGCCACACUAUUUGCUGGCGAAGGAAACCGGUAGCAUGAGCUCGUUUGGGUUCGAGGGCGAAUUCCGACCGGAAUAUUCGCCCCGCUGGGAACCGUCUGGGUCUUCCGGGUAUGGUCGAAGUGCUGCCGGCCAGAGUCACAAUCGAGCGGCAUCUAGUCGAAGUAGUUCGCACUAUAAUAGGAAAUAUUACUGA
Molecule: messenger RNA, 2124 nt
Organism: Anopheles maculipalpis
Lineage: Eukaryota; Metazoa; Arthropoda; Insecta; Diptera; Culicidae
Exons: 3
Coding region: 1-2124 (707 amino acids)
Source: RefSeq, a predicted model, not a curated record